Messenger RNA from Lotus japonicus, 1776 nucleotides. RefSeq lists its product as uncharacterized. NCBI's taxonomy places the organism in Eukaryota, Viridiplantae, Streptophyta, Magnoliopsida, Fabales, Fabaceae. The record is from RefSeq and is a predicted model, not a curated record. The transcript has 2 exons. Bases 1 to 1776 code for a protein of 591 amino acids. Gene Ontology annotation, molecular function: RNA-DNA hybrid ribonuclease activity; nucleic acid binding.
AUGCCCUUCGGGCUGAAGAAUACGGGGGCGACGUAUCAGCGGUUGAUGGAUAGGGUAUUUGAGAGGCAAGUGGGGAGGAACAUGGAGGCAUAUGUCGAUGAUAUGAUCGUAAAAUCGGUUUUGGGAUCAAGCCAUCAUGAGGAUUUGACAGAAGAUUUUGGCAGGCUCCGAAAGCAUAAUAUGAAGCUCAAUCCGGAGAAGUGUUGUUUUGGUAUACAGGGCGGGAAGUUUUUAGGCUUCAUGAUUACGUCAAGAGGGAUUGAGAUCAAUCUAGAUAAGUGUAGAGCGAUCCAAGAAAUGAAAAGCCCCAGCAUUGUAAAAGAGGUGCAGCGCCUGACGGGACGGAUUGCGACCCUGUCCAGGUUUCUCCCUCAUUCAAGCGACAAGUCGGCCCCAUUCUUCAAGUGCCUAAAGAAGAAUGCGGCGUUUCAGUGGAGUUCAGAAUGCGAAGAAGCUUUUAAACGUCUCAAAGAGAUGUUGUUCGCGCCACCCGUGUUAUCAAAACCUGCCCAAGGCCUCCCUUUGCACUUGUAUUUUUCUGUCAGCGAUCAUGCAAUCAGCUCCGUCAUUCUUCAGGUUGUAGACGGAGAGCAAAAAAUAGUUUACUUCGUAAGCCAUACACUUCAAAGGGCGGAGAUUAGGUAUCAGAAGAUAGAGAAGGCGGCACUCGUCGUCCUCGUUACUGCCAGACACAUAAGACCUUACUUUCAAAGCUUUCAGGUAAAAGUAAGAACUGAUCUUCCUUUGAGACAGGUGUUGCAGAAGCCGGAUUUGCCAGGGAGACUUGUCGCAUGGUCGGUUGAAUUGUCAGAAUACGGUUUGCAAUACGACAAAAGGGGGAAGGUCGGUGCGCAUACUUUUUUUGAUUUUAUGGUGGAGUUAACGCCGGAAGACGGUGAGAAGGUGAGCACGCAAUGGACAUUGUUUGUCGAUGGAUCAUCAAAUGACAACGAAAGUGGAGCAGGGGUCACACUACAAGGGCCUAGGGAGUUGGUGUUAGAGCAGUCCCUCAUAUUCCAGUUCAAAGCCAGCAAUAACCAGGCAGAAUAUGAGGCCCUGAUCGUCGGGCUGAAGUUAGCAAUUGAGGUACAGAUUGACAGUUUGCUGGUUGGAACGGACUCGUUGCUAGUGGCAAACCAAGUCAAUGGGGAAUUCCAGGUGAAGGAGCCGGCCUUGAUAAAAUAUCUAGAGCGCGUACGACUUUUGAUGGGUCGACUGCAAGAGGUCGUAGUUGAGUUCGUGCCAAGGGCACAGAAUCAAAGGGCGGACGCCCUAGCGAAAUUGGCAAGCACUCGGAAGCCUGGAAAUAAUCGAAGUGUGAUCCAAGAGACGCUCGCCAAUCCUAGCAUAGAAGAAGAGUUUGUAGCCUCAGUUGACCGCCCAGAAACUUGGAUGGACCCCAUCGUAGACAUCUUGGCGAGGGAACCAAGUGCGCGAACAGCGCCGCGGUUUGAGGGUGAGAAUUCUGCCAACAUGGAGGUAGAGUUAGAUUUAUUGUCGGAAACACACGAUGAGGCUCGCAUCAGAGAGGCUGCGAUGAAGCAGCGAGCUGCUGCGAAUUAUGAUUUGAAAGUGCGACCGAGGGCGAUGCAGGAGGGGGACCUGGUGCUAAAGAAACGAAUCGGGAGCAGUGGGAAUAAGUUGAGACCAAUAUGGGAAGGCCCCUACAUAAUUUUGAAGGCCUUAGGGAAGGGGGCUUAUCACCUGGAGAGCUUGGACGGAAGGCGAGUGCCACGUUCCUGGAACGCAGCGAGCCUGAAAUACUAUUACAGCUAA